GUACAGAACCGAAUAGUCUGUGAUUGUGGUCACAAGUUACGCUAGGUUGAUAGUCGGGUUAGUGUUGUGACUUGCGAGUGGGCUGUCGAUGUUGACGCGUUCUUACAACAGUUCUGCUUUUUUAUUUUAUUUUUCGUACAUACAUCACAAUAAUAUAAAGUUGUUAGUUUUGUUGUUGAAAGUUUGCUAAUUCGGUUUAUCUUUUAUGUAAAUAGAAGACGGGCGCGAGCUCAAAGCCAUUCUUUCGCACACUAAUUGAUUUCGUAAUUGGUAAAAAAAAAAUCAUUGUGAAAGGUAUUAAUUGGCCACCGUCGAUAGAAUUUUUCACAAUAAUCUCGCUGACCAGCGUUAUUUCAAUUUUUUUUUCUUUAUUCUUCGUACUUGUGCUAUACUAUAGUUGGUUAAUUCGGUAUAAUUAGAAGCUUAAUGGUGUCGCGAUUUCAGUUACUAUAAGACUCAGUUACCUAAGUGUUUACCUGUUGUACCUACCUGUGUGUGUACUAAUUACUCGUGUCAUUAGUUUCGUUAUUCGUAAUCGUCGUUGCUCUCCAGUGUUUAACUUUGGAAUUGAUUAAGCGCCGCUGUACCUGCCUAUACUAAUUUGCAAGUUGAUAUCAUAUGGUAAGGUGAGGCAGCCCCCCCGAAGACGCGAGUAAUUCACUCACAAGUCACAAGCGAAACAUCGGAGUUUUGAGUAAAGAUGGCGGAAGCUCAUUCAGCUGUGGCGUUUUCGUUCGCCGUUACUCACGAAGGAUGGGAUGUGAAUUUCGACCGAGAAGUACUGCGAUUGGUCGUCGCUUCGGGAAUGCGAUCGUGGAAGAAGAGAUUCCUUCGUUUUCAGAAUAAUAUCAGAAAUGGAAUGUACCCCGCUUCACCGCAAAGUCUAUGGGCGAUGGUGGCUCUGGUGGCAGCGUUACAGCUUGCUGGAUUUUCGUUACCUUUUGGAUCCUACGAUUUUGUACUAAAUCACAUGCCAGCGCCGACGAUAUUUUGGCAUUUUAUGACGUGCUUAUUAUUGGGAUUAGUCGUUUGGCUGUUAUUUAUCUACACCAUCCGCUACAUAUUGAAAUUACUGCUCAUGUACAAAGGUUGGAUGUUCGAAACGAGAACGAAAAAUAAUAAAGUAUCGUUAGCAACUAGACUAUGGGCUGUAGGCGUGAAAUUAUUUUCCGGUACGACGAAACCGUUAUUGUACAGUUACCAAGGCUCCUUGCCGAGAUUACCCCUUCCUCCAGUUCACGAUACAAUGCAAAGGUAUUUGCGCAGUGUCCGGCCAUUAUUAGAUGAUGAAAAUUACGAUAAAAUGAGACAAAUGGCUCGCGAUUUCGAAAACGGUAUCGCCGUCAAAUUACAAAGAUACUUGAUACUUAAAUCAUGGUUUGCCACGAAUUACGUAUCAGAUUGGUGGGAAGAGUAUGUUUAUUUGAGAGGCAGAUCGCCGUUGAUUGUUAACUCUAAUUUUUACGGAAUCGACGCUAUUUCUUUGAAAACUACUCAUGUGCAAGCUGCCAGAGCAGCUAUGGUUGUGAAUAUCGCAUUGAGGUUCCGAAGACUCAUCGAAAGACAAGAACUUGAACCGAUCUUAAUCCAAGGUUUAGUACCGCUUUGUUCGUGGCAAUACGAACGUAUGUUCAACACAACUCGUGUACCCGGAACCGAAUCGGAUAAAAUUGUUCAUUACAACGAUUCGAAGCAUAUUGCAGUCUACCAUCGAGGACGUUACUACAAAGUUAUCAUUUACCAUCGUAAUAGAAUUUUACAACCUUGCGAAAUCGAAGCUCAAAUACAAAAUAUAUUGGACGAUACAUCGCCUCCGGCCAUCGGUGAAGAGAAAUUAGCCGCUUUGACUGCCGGUAACCGGACCGAAUGGGCUGAAAUUAGAAAAACAUACUUUUUCAAAGGCACAAAUCGACAGUCGUUGGAUGCUAUUGAAAAAGCAGCUUUUGUUAUCGCUCUUGACGAUAUUCCUUACGAAUAUAGCGAAUCUGAUCCUAGUAAAUUGGACCAAUAUGGACGAAUCUUACUUCACGGAAAUGGUUAUAAUCGUUGGUUCGAUAAAUCUUUCACACUUUGCAUCGGCACUAACGGAAGGAUUGGUUUUAACGCCGAACAUUCUUGGGCAGAUGCUGCCGUAUUGUCUCAUUUAUGGGAAACUCUUAUCAUGGAAGAAGGCGAUUUUGAUAAAUACGACCAAGAUGGUCAUACGAAAGGAAUCCCAGAAUUUAAACCACCGAAACCGAUUCGUUUACAAUGGGAUUUACCCGAACCUGCGAUCGACGCUAUUGAGAAAUCGUAUAAGACAGCGUACACCUUGUUGAAUGAUUUGGAUUUACGUAUUUUGAUGCACAAAGCUUACGGCAAAGGAUUCAUGAAAACUUGCCGCGUUAGUCCGGAUGCGUAUAUACAGAUGGCGUUGCAAUUAGCCUAUUAUAGGGAUUUCGGAAAAUUCAGUUUGACGUAUGAAGCUUCAAUGACUCGAUUAUAUCGUGAAGGAAGAACGGAAACUGUUAGACCUUGUACGGUUGAAUCGUCUGCUUGGGUUAAAGCUAUGCAAGAUCCUAAUGCUACGACUGAAGAAAGAAUUACCUUAUUGAAGAAAGCUUGUGAAAUCCAUCAACGUGGAUAUCAAGAUGCGAUGGUGGGAAGAGGAAUUGACAGACAUUUGUUCUGUUUAUACGUCGUAUCGAAAUAUUUGGAAGUGGAUUCGCCAUUUUUAAACGCGGUUUUGAGUGAACCAUGGAGACUGUCUACGUCCCAAACGCCGCACGGACAAACGAAUAGAUUCAACGCUAAGGAGAAUCCGGAUUGUAUUUCAGCCGGAGGUGGUUUCGGGCCGGUAGCUGACGACGGCUAUGGUGUCUCGUACAUCGUCGCCGGGGAAGAUCUCAUUUUCUUUCAUAUUUCCAGUAAAUUAAGUAAUCCGCAAACGAACUCGAGUCGAUUUGCUAAUAACAUCGAGAAAGCUCUGGACGAUAUUAAGAAUCUAUUCCAAUCUUGGAAAGCUAUUCAAAACGCUAAAAAUAAUUCGUAAUCGUAGUAUUAUCACUACCCGUGUACUCAUUCUGUGUUAACGAAAACAACAAUUUACAUGUAUUUUUACUGACGAACUCUACCUAUUACUCUGUUCUACGUAAAUUUUAAAAUACGUAUGUAUCCGUUUUUAAGUACUCGAUAAUUUAUUUUUACGUUAAAGGUUUCGUUUUCUUUCUUCCUAUUACUCUCUCUCCUUCUGUUACUGUGUCUCUUGUUUUCGAAAUAACGAUAUUUUUGUAAAUAAAUUUGUAAGUUUUUUUUUUGAACGAUUUUUUUUCUAUCGGUUAUUUUCGUUGUCGUCGAAUAACUUCGGUAUUAUUUUAAUUUAUUUCCUAAACGAAACUGUUAACAUUUUAUAUCCCCAAAAAAUAGUACAAUAAAUUAAUCAAAUAUAGUUAAUAUUCCUGAAAAUUUCAUCGAUCCCGUAUUACCUGUUUAAUUUAUCGUAUCGACGACCUAAAAUCAUCAUCGUAUUAUGAAAAUGUCAACCGAUGUUUUUAAUCUUAUUUAAAAAGUGUUUUUUUAAAAAUUAGUUUUAAAACAAAUAUAGAUAACGUAGGUAACUUGUUAGUAUUAAUCGAAUGCGUUCAAAUUUCGAUUCUCGAAUGCGUGAUUUUACGUUACCUGAGCGUUUUAUUAUUUUUUUUUUUUAGACUAUACUAUUUUAAUUAAAAUUGAAAAUAUUAAACCCAACUAUUUGUAGUUUUUUUUUUCAUUCUGCUGCCUGUGUCGAAAUAGGAUCUAAACUGCGAGAUCAAUUUUUUAGACUCAGGCUGCUAACGGAUACCUACUUGAAUAGUUUUCCUUCCUUCUUCCUUCCCAUUUUUGUGUGUUUUUUUCUUGUUUGUUCUCUUUUUUCCUCGUGUUUGGAUUUUGUUGAUCGGAUGGUUUCUACUCGUAUAUAAGAGAAAAUUUAAAAAGACUAAGUUCUUUGUUUAAUUGUUUUUGUUAUUGUUGUAUGAUUAAUAAUAUUUUUACGUCAGCUGAUACCUACUUGGAAAGAAAUUAUACCAUUUUUCGAUUGAUA
Messenger RNA from Planococcus citri (citrus mealybug), 4060 nucleotides. It is a transcript of the gene whd, whose product is annotated as carnitine O-palmitoyltransferase whd. Gene Ontology annotation, cellular component: mitochondrion. Gene Ontology annotation, biological process: fatty acid metabolic process; carnitine metabolic process. The coding region runs from base 701 to 3031 and encodes 776 amino acids. The record is from RefSeq and is a predicted model, not a curated record. The transcript is spliced from 18 exons. NCBI's taxonomy places the organism in Eukaryota, Metazoa, Arthropoda, Insecta, Hemiptera, Pseudococcidae. Gene Ontology annotation, molecular function: carnitine O-palmitoyltransferase activity.